AUGAAGCAAGUUAAAUUCGUCCCACACCAAUCUCAAUGGACCGAUGAAGAGUUUCAAGCCAUGGUUGAAGGCGUUGAGAACGACAUAGACGGCGAACUUGAAGGAGCUCAAACCACAAUUGCAACCAAAAUUGCACAAGUCAAGGAACAGAUAGCUCCACUUAAAGCUACCAAAGCUACUCUUGACCUCAUGGAUAGUUACCGUUUAGAAGUAAAGA
This is a messenger RNA of Trichomonas vaginalis G3, 217 nucleotides long. RefSeq lists its product as uncharacterized. NCBI's taxonomy places the organism in Eukaryota, Parabasalia, Trichomonadida, Trichomonadidae. The annotation marks the transcript as partial. The record is from RefSeq and is a predicted model, not a curated record. The transcript has a single exon.